AUGGAAAUGGAUACCGCACGAUACGACCCCAUGGACGCACAACGUUUCGAUCCGCUGCUGCGCACCAGCGCAAGACCCAACUCGCUUUCUAAAACCGGCACUCAAAAAUCGACGAUGGGGCAGGGCCUUUGCGUCAGAACUCGACCAUGUGUGCUGUUCCCCGUACGUGCGAGCGUAGGUGGUGUGUGGCCGGACCAUGAGGUUGUGGUCGUCCCUCUUGAGGGGGGAGAUGCAUAUUCGGAGGCUUCGCGCUCAUCCACACCAAGUUCUUCUUCUGCUUCUACUACAUACACGACUGCGUCUUCUUCUAUGCCUGAUGUACCUCCAUCGCACACUCCACAAGUCGAUGUUUACGAGAGGGAUGACGUCGUAGUCACACGCACCAUCAUCCGCCCCAACACCACUCCCAAUCUUCAUCAUAAUCCAAGUAGUAUGCCAUCUAGAGCGCAGAUGAGGCUUCCACGGAUGUUCUCACGUUCGCCAUCUCCCACAGCCUCUCCAUCUUCUUCGUUAUCUGUAUUACCUUGGUCCAAUCCCCCUUCGCACCCUACGAGCCCAGUGCUCCAAGCGCUUAACUGUUUUAGCACAUCCUCGACUUUUGAGAGGGAUGAGGAUAAUGUGCAUAUUGCCGAGAGCCCCAGGCCUGUAUUACAGGUUAUUGUUACGCAGACGAGGGACAGGUACGAGGACGAUAGGGCGUUUAAGGAGAUUGUGGGGAGUGUUUAUCCGGGACCCGUCACUGCUGCUGUUGGGAGCGGUGCUUGA
This is a messenger RNA of Suillus subaureus, 765 nucleotides long. RefSeq lists its product as uncharacterized. The record is from RefSeq and is a predicted model, not a curated record. The transcript is spliced from 2 exons. The coding region runs from base 1 to 765 and encodes 254 amino acids. Lineage: Eukaryota; Fungi; Basidiomycota; Agaricomycetes; Boletales; Suillaceae.